AAAAUGGAUACACAUUUCACCAUUAGAAUAGUGAAGGUUGGAAUAAGACAUUGCAACUAAGGGCCGGACAGGACGCUCAAUAUGGGAAAGAAUGGCAGCUUCACAUAAGGUGCUUAGCUUUGACAUCUCGCACCAAACAGUCAGCGGGGGAAAAACAUAGUUCUGUGUUAUACAUUCCAUCUCAGAUUUUCUGGUUUAAAUAAUUUCAUGGUGCAAAUGUCGGUUGAGUUGGCAUUACUAGGUCUCAUAAAUGGCUUUUGCUAAAUUGAAUUGAUCGGCAGUAAAACGACGAGCAACAUUUGUCUCUACAGAUUUGACGGCCUUUGCGCAUCCGCAUUAUGGAAGAGCUCAGACCAGGGUAAAUUUUCUUGAAAUGCAGGGCAUGCAGGUUCUACCUCUGCUGUAUGUUACAUUUUGCUCAUUUUUAUGAAUUGCAUUUAAGUUGAACAGAUGCUUCAUUGAAUACAAUUGCCACAUCCUCCGACAUAUUGCUAUAGCAUCCAAAAAUGCAUUAGUGUAUACUGAUGUCUGUGAAAACUUCACAAGCAUAAUGCUAUUGAAAUUUGAAUACUGUGAAUGCAAUGGCCAUACAUAGAGAACACUGAUGACAGACCGCUCUGCAUCUUUGCCAUCACCAUUUAAGCGAAUAUUGGUACAAUGUUCUCCUCAGGUCAAGGAAUACGGGUAUUGUGUAGCAAAUAAAGUUCCAGCGGUUGAGCGUGACAUGUGCUUAAAGGAGUUCUUGGCACUGAAGACCUGUAUGCAAAAUGUGCUGAAAAGAAAAGGCAAAUAAUACUUAGAAUCUGAAGAAUAACUUGCAAAGUAAAUAUGGAUAUUUAUUAGAUUCCAUUGGCUCACGAGUUUGAUCUCAAAGUUACUGUCUGAAGAAAAGGCAAGUUCAGUUUUGCUCUGUGGCCCACUUCUGUUAUUUGAAGGAAGCAAGCUAAAAAUAUGUUUCGAUCACAAGGUGGAUUUGGCUCUCGGUCCAGAGCAGCUUUAGCUGGAUCUGGUGCUUUAUCUCAUGUUUAUAUUCAAUACCCACCUUUAAGAUGCAGUGUUCCAGGAGUUGUGGGACUGCACUAUGAUGAUGGAAAUAAGUUAGUUCUUGCACCAACAUCCAAUCAGAUAUUUUCGUGGCAAGUAAACCAAUUUAUGUCAAUGGACUUUCCUAAUGUUGUUACAAUAAAUGAGGGACCUAUUUUAUCUAUUAGGUAUUCUUUGGAUGGCAAAAUUAUAGGAGUUCAACGAUCACAACAAGAAGUUGAAUUCAUAAAUCGAGAAAAAUCUACUGUAUUUAGUCACCGCUGCAAGACAGAAUCUGAAUGUAUACUUGGCUUCUUCUGGACAGACUGCCCAAGCUGUGAUAUAGUGAUUGUAAAGACAAGUGGACUUGAUCUAUAUUCAUUGCAAUUUGAACUAAAUGGCCUUAAGUUUGUUGAGACAAAAAGAUUUAAUGUCAGCUGGUAUGUGUACACACAUGAGAGUCGGUUAGUACUUCUUGCUUCGGGAAUGCAGUGCAAGACAUUGACUGGGUUUCAGUUUUCUGCUGGAGGCAUCAUCCGAUUGCCAAAGUUUGAUGUCACAAUGAUGAAAGCUGAAGUGAAUAAGAAGCCUAUUCUAUGUCAGGAAGAUGUCCAUAUAGCUACAAUGUAUGGAAGAAUCUAUUGUCUACAGGUUGAUAGGGUUGGAAUGCAGCUUCAUUUGUAUCGUUUUUAUCGGGAUGCUGUUGUGCAUCAGGGACUUCGACAUAUUAGUUGUUUAACCUGCUGCUUGGACUCACUGAAUGUGAACCCAGAGGGUUCUCUGCCAAUCUACUCUGCAAAGGUGGCCAUCAGCGUUGUGGAUAAUGUACUUCUGGUGCAUCAGGUGGAUGCAAAAGUUGUUUUACUAUAUGAUAUAUUUGCAGAUUCCAGGGCUCCAAUAUCUGCCCCACUUCCUCUCUUGGUUAGGGGUCCAACAGGAUCAACAAUAAAUUCUGCUAGAAACAAAGACAGGCAAUCAAGCAGCUCUUCACAGUCAGCUGAAACGGAAACAUUGACAACCAUGCAAGAUAGCGUGUACAUAGAUGGGUGGGCUUUCCUCAAUCCUGAUAUGAUAUGUGACAACCUUCAUGGACUUUUGUGGAGAAUUCAUUUGGAUCUAGAGGCUAUUGCAGCUAGUAGUUCAGAAGUACCUUCUUUGUUAGCAUUUCUGCAACGGCGCAGGCUGGAAGCAGACAAGGCAAAGCAAUUGUCUCUGGCAGUUAUGCGUUCUAUCAUUUUGGAGCGGAGAGCACUUUCUUUGAUUGCAAAUGCAAUGGAGAUUCUGACAGUUUCGUACUCUCAUGGUAUGAGAUUGGCAAAUUAUUUGCCUGGAGCCCCUGAAACUACUGCACCCAGUAGAGCUGUUAAUCAGCAGUCUUCGAAUUCACAUUUACAUGAAAGUGAGAAAGCUUUCAAGUCAGAUGUUCGGUUGAGUGAGAAUUGGCCAGUUACUUCUUUCAAUGGAAAAGCCACCAAGGUUGAGAUGGCUCCUAUUGAUGUUGAGAAAGAACAUGUUUAUGCUAAUCUAAUAACGGGCAGGAGGGAAUCUUCAAGCAGCUCUCUUGGAGAUGCAGACUCUCAGGAAAAUUUAAACACUGGUGUUGAGAGGGCCAAACCAGAAGAUACCGCAGGUAGCUCUGCAACCCAAAGUCUUAUUUAUUUUGACAUAAUCAAGGACAAUAGCAAGGAUGACACCAAUACAAGCUCUGAAAGAAGGGCCAGUAUUGAGUCUGCAAAAUCAAGCAUAAGGCAUGAAAAAUCACUUGCACAGUCCAUAAGUGGUGAAAUUGAUGCUGGAGGGCCUCUAGAAUCAGUUAUACUAGAUUUGGAUACACCCCAAACUACAAGUACCAUGAUUUCACCAGAUGAAAUGUUUGAGAAUGUAUUUGCUAUUGUUGAGGAAGAAAUGUCAGGGGAUCCGAUGUACAUGGUUGCUAUUAUUGUGGAGUAUUGUCGCAGUGUAGCUGUAGAGAAGCUCAAAGUUCCUCCCGGAUUACAUAUGCUAAUGGUACAGUUACUUGCACGUGGUGAGCGCUAUGCUGAAUUAGGACAAUUUGUUUCAAGCAAGAUUGUGGAGCCUUCAAAGGAGGUUGGAAUGCAACUCUUGGAAAUAGGUUCCUGUCAUUUACCAACUCGUAAGCUGGGCAUAGACAUGCUAAGACAGCUUUCUUGUCAUAGUGAAUAUGUAGCACUUCUACUUCAAGAGGGACGCUUUAUGGAAGCUUUACGAUAUAUUCGAAGAAAUAAAGUACAUUCAAUUUCCCCCAGUUUAUUUCUUGAAGCAGCUGUUUUGACCAAGGACUCGCAGAAGUUGGCUUCUGUUUUAAGGUUUUGUACAGAUUUUGUACCAAAUUUUGCACAGACAUCCGAUUAUAGUACAUUUUCUGGCAUCAUUAAUGAGAUGAACAAUGCUGCAGCUGCGUAAAAUGGUUCUCAACUAGGGAAUAAAGUCAUUAUCAAUCAAACUUUGCAUUUUCACUUCAACCAAUUUGGCGUUAGAGAAAACCUUCCACUGAGAACAAAUUGUUACUUGUGGUCAUUUGAUUGAUACUGGCCAAAACUUGCCAGCAGGACAUGUAUAGCCAUGUGCUAGUUUAUUGCAUCGUAUGCAUUUUAAAUUUCAGUUUAAUGGAAGCUAUGUUAUCUGUACA
Messenger RNA from Cryptomeria japonica (Japanese cedar), 3673 nucleotides. RefSeq lists its product as uncharacterized. Gene Ontology annotation, biological process: regulation of autophagy. Bases 952 to 3447 code for a protein of 831 amino acids. NCBI's taxonomy places the organism in Eukaryota, Viridiplantae, Streptophyta, Pinopsida, Cupressales, Cupressaceae. Gene Ontology annotation, cellular component: Mon1-Ccz1 complex; lysosomal membrane; late endosome membrane. The transcript has 15 exons. The record is from RefSeq and is a predicted model, not a curated record.